AUGUCGUUCCCAGUCCACUCUGAUCCUCGUCAGCCCGAGGUCCAUGCGAGCACGCUCGUUCUUUUAGACCAGGAACUGCUCUGUGCCUGGUUUGGUGGUACAAAGGAAGGCCUUCCUGACACUAAAAUAUGGCUUUCCAGACUUGACAGAUCCAAACCGGGUGCUACAUGGACCAAGCCAUAUCCAGUGGCAUCUGAGGAGGGUCUUGCGCAUUGGAAUCCAGUCUUGUUUAUAGUCCCGGACGCAAAGAAAAUCCUACUAUUUUAUAAAGUAGGAUCUCCAAUCUCCUCCUGGCGCACAAAUAUCAUCGAAUCGGACGACAAUGGGAAAACCUGGAGUAAGCCGCGCGAACUCAUCCCUGGUGAUGAAGGUGGCCGAGGCCCUGUGAAGAAUAAGCCACUUGUCCUUUCUGAUGGGACGAUAAUUGCACCAGCAUCCCUGGAAACUCCCGAUGGCAAGUGGGACUGCUUCACUGAUGCCUCUCACGACCAAGGCAAGACCUGGACUAGAUCUGCAUUUGUGGGAGUUAACAGAGAAACUUGGCCUGGUGAAGGUGCCAUUCAACCAAGCUUGAUUAACUAUGCACCUGGAAAGAUGUCAAUGCUCACGAGGACCUCUGCCGGUCAUGUCGGCAGAGCUGACUCUGAAGACAACGGGAAGACCUGGGGUGAUAUGUACCUAACCCCACUGUUCAACAACAAUAGUGGGUUGGAUGCUUUGCGCCUGGAGAAUGGGACUUGGCUCGUGGUACACAACCCAGUUCAACAGAGAUGGGGCCCUCGAACACCUUUGGUGAUAUCAAGCUCAUCAGAUGAAGGCAAAACUUGGAAAGUCGUUGUGACCCUCGAAUCAAAGCCGCCACCUGCUGGAUUUUCAAAAAUCGUGGCUCUUGACACUGGGAUUGUAAAUGAUGGAGAAAGUGAAUUCAGUUAUCCCGCUAUAAUUAGCGACGCCGACGAGGACGACGAACCUAUUUUACCCCUCCUAGCUCCCCCACACAACGGGAGCUCUGGGAAUCCUUGUUGCAUUUUUAACGAAACGGUGGAUGGGCAUCAGGCCUGCGUCAAAAUGAUCAACUUCCUAACAAGCGCCGAUGUGAAGGCGAUGCCUCGGGAGGUCUUCAAUUGGAGACUCGUGCUCUCGACGGGAAGUGCCUGUAUGGCUGGCUCUCUAUUUGGAUUUGACACUGGAAAUAUCGGCGGCAUCAUCGUCCUCGACUCCUUUAAAAAGACAUUUGGCCUUACAGCAAAUGGCCCAAAUGCGUAUCAGGCUCCAAAUCUCUCUGCUAAUAUUGUGACUGCAUUACAAGCAGGCGCUGUUCUGGGCGCUCUGUUGGCCUAUACCUCUGCGGAUCGGCUUGGUCGCAAAUGGACAUUGAUUAUCGGAGCUAUUGUCUUUCUCAUCGGCUGUAUUCUCCAGCUGAUUGCACAUCUCAACACGCUCUAUGCCGGUCGUGUCAUAGCUGGUAUUGCAACUGGCCUGACCUCCGUUGUUGCACCGAUGUACAUUUCGGAGACCACACCGAAGGCAAUUCGAGGAUCGAUGACUACUUGUUUUAACCUUAUUAUCAUGACUUCACUUUCUCUUGCCUUUUGGAUUAAUUAUGCCGUGAGCACUUGGAGCAAUCCCUCAGACAAACAAUGGCGAAUUCCAAUGGCCGUCCAAAUGAUUCCUGGUGGACUCCUGCUUAUUGGAAUGAUGUUUCAAAGGGAAUCUCCCCGGUACCUAAUUAGCCAUGACCGGUCAGAUGAAGCAAUUCAGAAUUUAACGUACUAUCGCCAACUCCCUGCCGACCAUCCCUUCGUUGCAAUCGAGGUCGCAGAGAUCACCGAGUCUGUGAAAGCAGAAACGGCUGCGGUCAAAGGAUCUUCCGUCUUCAGUCUUUGCAAAGAAGUCUUUACUGUCCCAGCCAAUCGGCGGCGAUAUAUUCUGGCAUUUACCCUGCAGAUAUUCCAACAGAUGACGGGCACAAACGCUAUCAACUACUUCGCCCCGGCAAUCUUUGCGUCUGUAGGGCUCACAGGAACGAGCACAUCAUUGCUUGCGACUGGCGUCUAUGGAAUUGUCAAAGUCUGCACCACGGUGGUCUACGCAUUCCUGAUUAUUGACAACGUUGGCCGGCGCAAGCCGCUCAUGACUGGCGCGGUAAUUCAAGCUUGCUGCUUGCUUUAUCUCACAAUUUUUGUGAAGUUGGCUACAAUUCAAACAGGCCAGGUCAGCGCUGGUGGAUAUGUCGGCGUAGUUGCUAUCUACAUCUAUGCAUUUGGAUGGUCCUUCGGCUGGUCUGUUGUUCCCUGGGUCGUUCCUUCUGAAAUCUUUCCCAACCGCAUUCGUGCCAUUUGCAUGUCGUCUAUUUUCGCCUGGCAAUGGCUGCUCAAUUUUGCAAUCACUCGAGCCACGCCGUACAUGAUGCUCAACUUGGACAAAUGGGGCGCCUAUCUCAUAUUCGCAGUAUUCACAUUUGCGAGCGCGAUCUGGGCAUUCUUCUUCCUUCCCGAGCUGAAGGGAAGAUCUAUUGAAUCCACAGAUUGUCUGUUCGAGCAAUCUGCUUUCACAAUGCUGAAGCGUGCGUAUCCUACCGAGGAGGAAAAGACUCUGGACUUGUCGUCCAGGGAUAAGGCGCUUGAAGCUGCCAUAGGUACAACCCAUCAUAUCGAGGAGACACCACAGCGGAGGGAGGAUAUUGUGUGA
Penicillium riverlandense is the source of this 2691-nucleotide messenger RNA. RefSeq lists its product as uncharacterized. Gene Ontology annotation, cellular component: membrane. The transcript is spliced from 8 exons. The coding region runs from base 1 to 2691 and encodes 896 amino acids. NCBI's taxonomy places the organism in Eukaryota, Fungi, Ascomycota, Eurotiomycetes, Eurotiales, Aspergillaceae. Gene Ontology annotation, molecular function: carbohydrate:proton symporter activity. Gene Ontology annotation, biological process: transmembrane transport; carbohydrate transport. The record is from RefSeq and is a predicted model, not a curated record.